AUGACCAGCCCGGAUCUCUUUGUGUUGGAAUGGAGAGACCAAGAAGAUCGUGCUGUCGCGCAAUACAAUGAGGUGAACAAACGCCGCAAAUUAGAGCAGGAGAACCUGGCGCUCAAAACCCUGCUGCGCGAGCACGGUAUCUGUUGGUCGCCCAAACUGAAGCACCGCCCCGAGUUUUUCGAUGGAAAAUUCGACCACCGCUUCUCGUCUGAUGGUCACAAGGUCCGUACACGUGUCACACGUGCUCAGACUGCCGCCCAAAAGGCUGUGCAAGAGGCUGCUGAGAACGGCCUCAAGCUCCCGAUGGAGAUUCUUUUAAUGAUCACCGAGUACGCCAUGGUAGGCAACAAUCCGAUCAUCGACCCUUUGUCGAAGCCAUCGCGGCAAAAUCUCACCAAGGCCGAGUCCAAAAAGGGCAACGAGGUUGCAUAUGGUCUUUUGGGCGUGAACAGAGCCAUCAGAGGAGAGGCUUCUAGGAUUAUGUGGUCCAAGAACACAUUGACCUUCACCACCAUUGAUGCCCUGUAUAACAUGAUCCAACUUCCUCUGGCCGUCCGUUCUGAUAUCAAAAACAUCAAUCUUCGAGUCAUUGCUCGUUACUACCACGAGAAAGACGACACCGUUACCCUCAAAAAGAGCAGGUAUCCGAACCUUCCUCGCACUAUUGAGUUACCCAUCAACAAGCGGCCCAGAUCACACAGGGCCGCCCACGGAGGCUUUCGCAGCUACUCGUGGCUUCAGAUUUCUGAUUUUCUGCAAGCACUGCUGCCUCCUUAUGAUCCGGAGCAUUCCAAGGAUAACAAGCAACCAAAGAGACAAGCCCUUCUUUUCCCGAAUCUGGACACCAUGAGAAUCGACUUGAUCAAUUUCGCCCAAGACCUUCUCCGCUACGUCCCAGGCAACUGCAUCCACGAUAUCGCGGCCCACGAGCUUGUAAGCGUGUUAAGCGAGCUCACAGUCACGGGUUUACCUUGCUGUCAACUCGGAAUCAAGGUUGGAAUGGAUCUUUCCCAGAUGCUCCGCGACAAUGGUCUCUUUCUCGAUGCUUCUAGCGCAUAUAUCAUGCCGCGGGGAAAGCGGGUCACGCCCGUCGGUGGCAAGAUCCCCAUGUCGUCCAGAGUUAUUCGUCCCCGGAUUCUGAUGGAAAUGACCGAUGAGGAUAAGGAGACCUUUGACAUAACCGAAGAGGGCAACAUUCACUACAUGCCCAACAUCUACGGCAGUCACCCCCACCCACACUCCUUGGGCUACAACCCUGACCCGGUGCCUCUGACUCUCAAGGGGCCGUACUCUUGCGAGUAUGAUCAGAUUUGGAAGAGAGUUCCAAAGACACUCGGUUCAGAGGAGCGGGAAUGGGUAUCGUUCGAGAGUGAUCUUGGACUGAAUGAGGAUGAUGUGAUCUGGGAUAGAAUCUCAGAUUUGGAUCUCGACUCAGAAGACGAUCUUUCCGACUACCACUCCUUUUUAGAUCCAGAGGACAAGCGUGCCGCGUGCCGCAAGUGCAACAAAGUUCACUGGGAUCCCUAUGAUUCGGAGUGA
Messenger RNA from Pyricularia grisea, 1539 nucleotides. RefSeq lists its product as uncharacterized. The coding region runs from base 1 to 1539 and encodes 512 amino acids. The record is from RefSeq and is a predicted model, not a curated record. Lineage: Eukaryota; Fungi; Ascomycota; Sordariomycetes; Magnaporthales; Pyriculariaceae. The transcript has a single exon.